CUCAGUAGUGCUCUGUGUGCACAGAGGGCUGCUGCUGCUGCCGCACUAAUGAGCUUCACCGGAAAGCCGCGGAGGUCUUGGAUUGAGGAGUCCUUCUCCAAGAGAGAGUGUGUGAAGUUCAUCCCUUCAUCUGGAGACCUGCAAAGAUGUUGUUGUGGCCGCCUGGUUGUGGAGCACCCUUGGCACGAGUCCCUGCCCCCCCCCGCAUCCCUCUGCCCUGGUCCUGGCCGGGACCUGGAGGAGGGCUGGUCCGUGGAGCUCCACACCAGGGCCAGUCCCACCGACGCCUACGGGACCAUCGACUUCCAGGACAGAGCCGCGCGAGCCAAGUUUGCUCGUGUGGGUGUGGACUCCAAGCCGGAGGUGCUCCUCCAACUCAUGCUGACGGAGUGGCAGAUGGAGAGACCCAAGCUGCUUCUGACCGUCCACGGGGGCUCGGAGGACUUCCCCCUGCCCCCCAGGGUCAAGCAGGCCUUCGGCAAAGGGCUGAUGGGCGCCGCGCUCAGCACCGGAGCGUGGAUCCUCACCGACGGCGUCCACACAGGUGUGUCUAGGCACGUGGGCGAGGCAGUGAAGGCGUUUGGGGGCCACAGCCUGAGGAGGAGAAACGCAGUCGGCAUCGCGCCGUGGGGGGUCAUAGACAGCAACACGGACCUCGUGGGCAGAGACGUGCUCAGGCCCUACCAGCCACUCGGGGACCCUUUGAGCAGGGGGGCCUUCCUCAAUGGUUUCCACUCACACUUCCUGCUGGUGGAUGAUGGAACGCUGGGAAAACAUGGCUGCCAACAGGGUCUCAGGAGGAAGCUGGAGAAACACAUCCACCUGCAGAAGAUACACCCCCGACUUAACCAAGGAGUGCCUGUGGUGUGUGUGGUAGUGGAGGGAGGCCCGUCCCUGGUGUCCACGGUGUUGGACUACGUCAGCAAUGUGCCCCCGGUGCCGGUGUUUGUGUUGGAGGGAUCGGGCCGGGCCGCCGACCUGAUCGCCUUCUUACACAAGCAGACUUCCAUCGGCAGGCCUUUGGGUGCCGACAUCAAGGAGGACUUCCUCGUCAGGAUUGGAAAUGUGUUUGGAGUUGAGUCAGCGGAAGCUUCUCAUCUCUGCAGCGUCCUUCUGCAGUGCAUGAAUCACAGAGAGUCUAUAACCAUCUUUGACUCCGAGUCGGAGGACCAAGCGGCGCCUGAUGCAGCCAUUUUGACCACAAGUCUCAAGGGCACCAAGGCCGGUCCUGCAGAGCAGCUGGGCACGGCCCUGGCCUGGGACAGGGCGGACAUAGCCCAGAAAGACGUCCUGGUGUACGGUCAGCAUUGGAAGGUGGGCUCCUUGGAGCAGGCCAUGCUGGACGCUCUGGUGAUGGACCGGGUCAGUUUUGUCAAACUGCUGAUUGACAACGGCAUGACCAUGAGCCGCUUCCUGACUGUGGAUCGCCUGGAGGAGCUCUACAACAUGCCACGGGGGCAGACGGGCCGCUUCCUACGCCACCUGGUUGAAGAUGCAAAACAGACUUCUCUUCCCUCGGGUUACCGCCUGUCCCUGGUUGACGUGGGCCUGGUGAUGGAGUUCCUCAUGGGGGGGGCGUACCGCAGCCCCUACACACGGAAGCACUUCAGAGCGGCCUACAGCAGCCGGCUGGACAAAGUAGCCGCAGCGCUUCCUGUCUUUGUCCGUCGUGUUUUGAUGGCCCUUCAGGACCAGAAGUUCUUCAGAGCGGCUCAGCCCUGCAAACCCAAGUUGGUCGUGUCGCCCGGGAGCAGAGCAGAGAUCCCGUCGCCGCCCCCCCGCCGCGGCCACGGCGACGCUCCGCUCCCGGUUCCUUUCAGCUUCAACGACCUGUUCGUGUGGGCCAUUCUUCAUCAGCGCCACCAGAUGGCGCUCUUCCUGUGUCAGCACGGCGAGGAAGUGAUGGCGCGCGCGGCCGUGGCCUUCAAACUUUACCGCUCCAUGGCCCACGAGGCCCAGCAGGGGAGCGUGGACGACCACGUCUUGGAGCGGUUCCGGACGCAUUCACUUGAGUUCGGGCAGCUGGCGGUGGACUUGUUGGACUGCGCAUUUCGCCAGAACGAGCAGAUGGCCAUGAAGCUGUUGACCUCGGAGAUGGAGGCGUGGAGUCACUUCACCUGUCUGCAGAUGGCCGUCUCUUCGGGUCACCGGUCCUUCGUCUCACACUCCUGCACUCAGACCCUGCUCACUGACCUGUGGACCGGUCCGCUCAACAUGAGGAAAAACUCCUCUGUCAAGAUCAUUUUGAGCCUUCUUCUGCCUCCCGCCAUCUUACUUCUGGAGUUCAAAAGCAAAGCUGAGAUGUGUCAUGUUCCACAAUCCCAUGAGGCAAUGCCCUUUGGACUUGAGCCCGUGAAGUCUGCAGCGCCCGACGAGGUAACGGAUCACGCGCCAGAGACGCACGGCGGUCGGGAUGCAGAGCGAGGCAGAUGUGGCAGAUGUUUUGGCCACGCGUCGGAAACGGUGCCCUCUGCGACGCUGUGUCUCUCCUGGAUCACACGGGUCUACGACUUCUACGCAGCUCCCGUGGUCAAGUUCUGGUUUCACACAAUUUUCUACUUGGCCUUCCUGGUGUUGUUCUGCCAGGUGGUCCUGGUGGAGAUGCAGGAUCUACCCAGCGUCCAGGAGUGGCUGGUCAUAGCGUACAUCGUGUCCACUGCCGUGGAGAAAACCCGAGAGGUUCUCAUGUCUGAGCCGAAGAAGCUGAGCCAGAAGCUGAAGAUUUGGUUCUCAGAGUACUGGAACGCGUCCGACGUGGUGGCCAUCCUCUUCUUCCUGACCGGGUUGACCCUGCGUUGGUAUGCUGACCCCUACCACACGGCAGGACGCAUCAUUUACUGUCUGGACAUCAUCUUCUGGUUCAUCAGGGCGCUGGACCUGCUGGCGGUCAACCAGGACGCUGGCCCUUACCUCACCAUGAUCACUAAGAUGACCAGUAACAUGUUCUUCAUCGUGGUGAUGAUGGCAAUAGUGCUGCUGUGCUUCGGGGUGUCCAGGAAGGCCAUCCUGUCGCCAGACCAGGAGCCGUCCUGGAGCAUCGCUCGAGACAUCGUCUUCAUGCCCUACUGGAUGAUGUACGGGGAGGUCUACCCAUCCGAGGGUGAGGAGUGCUUUGCCGGUGAUUCGUGUCCUCCUGCUUCCUUCCUUACUCCCUUCCUCCAAGCUGUCUACAUGUUCGUCCAGUAUCUGAUCAUGGUCAACAUUCUCAUUGCAUCUUUUAACAACAUAUACUUUGACAUGAAAUCAAUCUCCAACGAACUGUGGAAGUACAACCGCCAUCGCUACAUAAUGACCUACCAGGAAAGGCCGUGGCUGCCUCCGCCGCUGAUCCUCCUCAGUCACCUGACCUCAGGUGCGAGGGCCGUGGCCAGGAAAUGGACGGGGGACGCUGACCAGGAGGAGAGGGGCUCAGGACUUAAGCUCUGGCUGAGCCACGAGGAUCGCAAGAGGCUCCACGAGUUCGAGGAGAAAUGUGUUCACGCCUACUUCCACGAGAAGAGUGACGGCCUCCACGGCAGUCAGAUCAGCAGGAUCAGAGCCACAGCCGAGAGAGCCGAGGAGAUGUCCGCGAUGGUGGGGGACGUCUCGGAGAAGGUCCUCUUCAUUCAGGACAGCCUGCUGGAUCUGGACUGUCAGCUGGGUCGCCUCCAGGACCUGUCGGCUGCGGCCGUGGACACGCUCAGUCUGCUCUCUGCCUCGGAGGAGGCCCGCCUGGUUCCGUGUGCCCCGACCGCAGCGUCCCGGCACGCCCUCCCUCGCAGCCGGACCCGGUCGCGGAGAAGAAUGGAGUGCAGUGUCGCAGCUGAGGGAAGCAGACGAGGACGCAAUGAAGAUGGAGAGGAAGGAAGGAAUCAGCCUGCAGCUGUUGCCCGUCCCGUGGAGGAUUGGCUGGGCGCCUCUAGACCUUCGCGUCCUGCUUCCUUCUCUCACUUUCACGGGGAGAGUGAUCAUCCGUAUGGUUUCAGGGGUCAGACACCCCGUCCGGCUUGUGGAUCAUCUCCUCUUUCUGUUGAGCCAUACGUGCGUCCAAGUCCGGAGGAAACUUCGGUGGAAGAGGAGGAAGAGGAGGAAGAGGAGCUGUCUAGUGGAGAACCAUCCGGAGCCUCUUCUCACGCUGUCCUUCUGUCUGAGCCUCCUCACGUCUCCGAGGGUUUGCUCAAUCCGGCCUUUUCUCAGGACGACGGCAGUUCUCAGUCCAGACCUCGCAGCCGAAGCGGGAGGACUGCGACCCCUCCGCCCAGAGGCCCGCCCCGUGGCCCCUGCACAUCCCGCCCAUCCAGUGUGGAGGAGGACCUUUUGUCCGUGACGCCCCCCCCUCUGACGAGGGGAUCCUGUCCUUUGCUCCACGGAGCGAAGGACAGAGACACUUGGUCCGGCGCAAAGAGUUUCAGGGACGACGCGUCACUGCCGCGCAGCAAAGAGAGGCCCAAGUCCUCCGACUCCACUCACGUCUCAAGGAAAAGCCGCAAGAGGAAGACAGCGAAGCUUCGGGAGACUGCAACGUCCAAUCUGUCCCGCGGCAGCUGGAGAACGGAGCGGAGAUCGAGGGGAGAGCCGACGUGUUGGUCGGCUUCAACCAGUCUCAGUCGACUCAAUGUUGAACCGACGGAUUGGUUGAAAAAGGACGCCAGGCGCCCCGGCUGCCCCCGCUCCACCAGCCGCAGGUCGUCGUAAGUCCAAACUCUUUUUGGUUCUGAAACAUCUGAGGACGACCUGGAAUUGUGUCAAAUGUUUUUCUUUAUG
Molecule: messenger RNA, 4743 nt
Organism: Pungitius pungitius (ninespine stickleback)
Lineage: Eukaryota; Metazoa; Chordata; Actinopteri; Perciformes; Gasterosteidae
Product: transient receptor potential cation channel subfamily M member 6-like
Exons: 30
Coding region: 49-4674 (1541 amino acids)
Biological process (GO): monoatomic cation transmembrane transport; protein tetramerization; metal ion transport
Cellular component (GO): apical plasma membrane; plasma membrane
Molecular function (GO): monoatomic cation channel activity
Source: RefSeq, a predicted model, not a curated record